AUGAAUUCACCACAAACUAGAAUAAAUGCACCACAAACCAGAAUAAAUUCACAAAGAACUGGUACAAAUUCACAAAGAACUGGAACAAAUUCACAAAGAACUGGAACAAAUUCACAAAGAACUGGAAGAAAUUCACAAAGAACUGGAACAAAUUCACAAAGAACUGGAAGAAAUUCACAAAGAACUGGAACAAAUUCACCACAACAAUACAAAUUCACCACAAACUGGAACAACUUUACAAAGAACUGGAACAAAUUCACAAAGAACUGGAAGAAAUUCACCACAACAAGUACAAAUUCACCAGAAACUGGAACAAAUUUACAAAGAACUGGAACAAAUUCACAAAGAACUGGAACAAAUUCACAAAGAACUGGAACAAAUUCACAAAGAACUGGAACAAAUUCACAAAGAACUGGAAGAAAUUCACAAAGAACUGGAACAAAUUCACCACAACAAGUACAAAUUCACCACAAACUGGAACAAAUUUACAAAGAACUGGAACAAAUUCACAAAGAACUGGAAGAAAUUCACCACAACAAUACAAAUUCACCACAAACUGGAACAACUUUACAAAAAACUGGAAGAAAUUCACUACAAACUGGAAUAAAUGCACCACAAACCAGAAUAAAUUCACAAAGAACUGGAUCAAAUUCACAAAGAACUGGAACAAAUUCACCACAACAAGUACAAAUUCACCACAACAAGUACAAAUUCACCACAAACUGGAACAACUUUACAAAGAACUGGAACAAAUUCACCACAACAAGUACAAAUUUACCACAAACUCGAAUAAAUUCACCACAAACUAGAAUAAAUUCACAAAGAAGUGGAACAAAUUCACCACGAACUGGAACAAAUUCACAAAGAACUGGAAUAAAUUCACCACAAACUGGAACAAAUUCACCAUAA
Molecule: messenger RNA, 909 nt
Organism: Chironomus riparius
Lineage: Eukaryota; Metazoa; Arthropoda; Insecta; Diptera; Chironomidae
Source: the annotation of a GenBank genome assembly